Molecule: messenger RNA, 1585 nt
Organism: Neolamprologus brichardi
Lineage: Eukaryota; Metazoa; Chordata; Actinopteri; Cichliformes; Cichlidae
Source: RefSeq, a predicted model, not a curated record
UGCGCGGGUGAUAUGCGACAACAUUCCCGGUCUUGUGAACAAGCAGCGGCAGCUCUGCCAGCGGCACCCAGACCUGAUGCAGUCCAUCAGCGAGGGAGCCAAAGAGUGGAUCAAAGAGUGCCAACAUCAGUUCAGACACCACCGCUGGAACUGCAGCACGCUGGACCGGGACCACACUGUUUUUGGCAGGGUGAUGCUCCGAAGCAGCAGAGAGGCAGCAUUUGUGUACGCCAUCUCUUCAGCAGGAGUGGUCUACGCCAUUACCAGGGCCUGCAGUCAGGGGGAAAUGAAGAUCUGCACCUGCGACGGUCAAAAACGAGGGCAAGACAGUGACGACAAAGGCAACUUUGACUGGGGCGGAUGCAGCGACAACAUCAACUAUGGCAUAAAAUUUGCCAAAGCUUUCGUCGACGCCCGUGAGAGGAUGGUGAAAGACGCUCGAGCCCUGAUGAAUCUGCACAACAACCGAUGCGGUCGGAUGGUCAGCUCCUUGGGCACAGCAGGCAGAGUGUGCAACAAGUCCUCAAGAGGCAUAGAUGGCUGUGAAGUCAUGUGCUGUGGGCGUGGCUACGACACCAUGCGAGUCAAACGUGUCACUAAGUGCGAGUGCAAGUUCAAGUGGUGCUGCGCUGUGGAGUGCAAAGACUGCGAAAACGUAGUGGACGUUCACACCUGCAAACCCCACAAGCGACCCGACUGGCUGGACGUAACCUAGGAAGGAGAGCGGACAAAUCGAACGUGCACCUGACUCGUUAGCCUGUGCACUAAUGACUCCACUCUAGUUGGGAGCUUUUAACUAUAAUACCUCUGGCUUUUGAUGCUUUUAUACUUCACAAACAUUUGUUAGGUGAUGGUAAACUGGAAAUUAGAACCAGUUACCGAUCAUGUGCUGCUUUAAAAAGUGUUUUAAAAAAUAAUGUGUUGAGCGUUUUUGAAUCAGACUUUGAAACUUUGAUGCAAAAUGGCUUAAUAUUAUAUUCUGUUGUAAAUGUACCCUUGGUUGAGGCAGAUAUAUGAGCUACUGCCGGCUUCUUGUUUUAUAGUAUGUAAAAACUGUGUGCACGUAAGAGAUGAAAGAGAUAAUCACAGUAGUACUUUGUCUGCCGAUCGCUCCUUCAAGGUUGCCUUGUACACCUCUAUCAGAACGCUCUCUGGUAGUGCACUCACACUCCACAGUGGCAAAACAGUGACCUUUAAAUUUUUAACUUAAUUUUAUGAAAAAAGAUCCAAGUUGUUUAGAACCAAAUGUAAUGGGUAGGGUGAGUGGUAAGGGAAAUGUCCCGUGAUAGCUCCAGAUGUUACAGCAGACCUCUCCACAUGAUUACUUGGAGACUGGUGUUAGCCUGUGGUUUUUGCUUUUCCAAAACCUUUUUGAUCCCACCGUGCACCCGAAACCACUGCUGCUAAUUUGUGCAGCUAUCACACUAAAUAAAUAUAGUGCUUUCCAAGAGGUCUUUCUUAAUAAAGACAGGUAAUCACAUUGUAAGGUCAAAGGAGCCACAAACAGAAGAGCAAGCAAAGACUUAUCAUUUACAGCAGGGGUGUCAAACUCAAAUACACAGUGGGCCAAAAUUCAAAACUGGAA